AUGAGUGGACUGAGGUCUCCUGGGCUGCUGGGGCUGGUGCUCUUAAUGCUCUCGGCAGGAUAUUGCAAAGAGAAAACUGACUCCGCAGAUUUGAAGGAGAGGCAAAGUCUCUUGAAUCUGAUCAUGGAGAUCAUUCAGGAACUGAAAAGGUACCACCUGGAGAAGGGCAGUGGGUUGCAGUACUUCUCCAAGCACGACUAUAACUUAGAUCGAAGGGAAGUGGCCGACUAUGGAGGAUACCAGGAUGAGCAGAGGGUUGAAAUAGUUCCCAGAGAUCUGAGGAUGAAAGACAAGUUUUUAAAGCAUUUAACAGGUCCACUCUACUUUAGCCCAAAAUGUAGCAAACACUUUCAUCGACUUUAUCACAAUACAAGGGACUGCACCAUCCCAGCAUACUAUAAAAGAUGUGCCAGGCUUCUUACUCGGUUGGCAGUAAGCCCAAUGUGCAUGGAAGGAUAA
This is a messenger RNA of Pterocles gutturalis (yellow-throated sandgrouse), 459 nucleotides long. RefSeq names its product family with sequence similarity 150, member B (gene ALKAL2). Gene Ontology annotation, biological process: positive regulation of ERK5 cascade; positive regulation of ERK1 and ERK2 cascade. Lineage: Eukaryota; Metazoa; Chordata; Aves; Pterocliformes; Pteroclidae. The transcript is spliced from 4 exons. The record is from RefSeq and is a predicted model, not a curated record. Gene Ontology annotation, molecular function: receptor tyrosine kinase binding; receptor signaling protein tyrosine kinase activator activity. Bases 1 to 459 code for a protein of 152 amino acids.